Hippocampus zosterae (dwarf seahorse) is the source of this 2482-nucleotide messenger RNA. RefSeq names its product excitatory amino acid transporter 5-like. Gene Ontology annotation, molecular function: glutamate:sodium symporter activity; neutral L-amino acid transmembrane transporter activity; L-glutamate transmembrane transporter activity. Gene Ontology annotation, cellular component: plasma membrane. Lineage: Eukaryota; Metazoa; Chordata; Actinopteri; Syngnathiformes; Syngnathidae. The coding region runs from base 1 to 1689 and encodes 562 amino acids. Gene Ontology annotation, biological process: L-glutamate transmembrane transport. The record is from RefSeq and is a predicted model, not a curated record. The transcript is spliced from 11 exons.
AUGGAGCGGUGGAAGAAAAUGCUGCCAAGCGUGUGGUUGAAGGUCAGCGCGUACAUCAGGCAGUACUGCAAGAGGAACGGCCUCCUGACGCUGUCCGUCUUUGCUGUGGUGACGGGCUGCGCUCUGGGAUUCCUCUUGAGGUCGCUGAACCUGUCGACACAGGCCAAGAUCUACUUCUCUUUCCCUGGGGAGCUGCUGAUGAGGAUGUUGAAGAUGCUAAUUCUGCCUCUCAUCACAUCCAGUCUCAUGUCUGGUCUGUCAGCCAUGGACACGAAGGCCAGCGGCCGGCUGGGUGUCCUGACCAUCACUUACUACCUAUGGACAACUUUCAUCGCCGUCAUCGUGGGCAUCGUGCUCGUUCUCAUUAUCCACCCGGGGGUGGGCACGGAGAAGGACAGCCACCACGCCAGCUCGGGGCCUGUGAUGACUUCGGCUGAUGCUCUGCUGGACCUCAUCAGGAACAUGAUCCCUUCCAAUCUAAUUGAAGCAACCUUCCAACAGUACCGAACGGACCUAGUGCCCAUCGUGCAGAGUUCCAACGGCAAGGAAUCACAAGCCAAUUACGUCUACGUCAUGCCCGACUAUCACAAUCCCCGCCUGGGUCACCCAGUCUUUCUGGACAUCACCCCAGCGCCGGACAUCAACUACAAAAUCGUGCCCAGUACCAGCAAGGGCAUGAACGUACUGGGGAUCGUCAUCUUCUCUGCCACCAUGGGGCUGCUCCUGGGAAAGAUGGGCGAACGUGGAGCGCCGCUGGUCAAUGUGUGCCAGUGCAUCAACGAGUGCGUCAUGAAGAUCAUUAACGCGGCCAUGUGGUAUUUCCCCUUUGGCAUUGUGUUCCUGGUGGCAGGGAAGAUCCUGGACAUGCACGAUCCAGCCCACCUGGGAGAAAAACUGGGCAUGUACUUCAUCACGGUCCUGUCCGGCCUGUUCGUGCACGGCCUCAUCUUGCUGCCCCUCUUCUACUUCUUCUUCACGCGCAAAAACCCAUUUCCCUUCAUCAGGGGCCUCCUACAGGCUCUGGUCAUCGCCUUGGCCACGUCUUCAAGCUCGGCCACUUUGCCAAUCACCAUGAAGUGUCUACUGGAGAACUGUGGCGUGGACCGUCAGAUCGCUCGCUUCGUGUUGCCCGUGGGAGCCACCAUCAACAUGGACGGAACGGCCCUGUAUGAGGCGGUGGCUGCCAUUUUCAUCGCUCAAGUCAACGAAUACGACUUGGACUUCGGUCAGCUGGUCACCAUAAGCAUCACGGCGACAGCAGCGAGCAUCGGCGCGGCUGGAAUACCUCAAGCUGGUCUGGUUACCAUGGUGAUCGUCCUGACCUCUGUGGGCUUACCGCCUGCGGACAUCUCUCUGAUUGUGGCCAUCGAUUGGGUUCUCGAUCGCUUCAGGACGAUGAUAAACGUCCUCGGCGAUGCCUUAGCAGCCGGUAUCAUGGCACACGUAUGCAGGAAAGACUUUGAGAAAGCCGCCGCCACAACGGGGGUCGCCUUAGAUGUCAUCGCCCCCACCAUCGUCAAUAAUGGAGGAUCAUCAAAACGGAGAGACACGGUGAUCUCCGUAGGCAACCAGAGCGUGACGCUAUCCGACGCACCCCUGAUCGCGCACCGCUGUGAUUUUAUGUUUGAGGUGGAUGGCGACAACAUCUUGGAGAAACCAGUGGCCUGCUACAACUUAUGCCAAGUUUGAGCCAGCCUUGCACGGACGAACACUAAGCACUCAGAUUACCGAGAAACCAAAAAGGGAACCCGCGUUAAACUCAGGAUGCAGCUUUUCAGUUCCUUUGCCAGUGCCAAGACAAAAAAAAAAAAAACUUCACGACUGGAUGUACAUCGUGCUCUAGCCUUAACAUGAUCGGUCGUGCUGAGAUGGCAGCGGCUCAUGAACGUCACAUUGGACUCACAAGCGCUUUCAAACUGUAUCUUCAUUUGAUGAGCAUCGGUUCAGCUCAAGGGCACUUCAACAUGGUCAUGAUGGCCAGGGAUUGGAACCCCAACCUCCGGGUUGAGAGAUGAGCGCUCGACAACUGGAGCCAUGCCACCCCAACAUUGUCAAUUCAACCUCAUGUAUAGAUGAAACAAACAAAAACAAAGCAAUUAUAUCGAGGAGUUAAGUCUUUUUUUUUAUACCAAUGUCAUUUUUGUGUGUGUGUGCGCGCUUGUUUUCCAAUUAAAAGUUGGUUCACUCCACCAGUCUAAUUUAUUUAUUUUGGGUCUGUUUUGCGGGUACAGCUAACUUAGAUGAAGCUGUUACUAUCAGAUGCCCACUUGAAAAUAGGCGAAAGUGCUUUUUAAAGCAAAAACAGAUGCUCGCAAGCAUUUGAAUAAACGCACCGAGGGUCUGCUUGUGUAUGGAUGUACAAACAUACAUACAUGCACACCCACACAUCUCUGGCGUCGGGCAGAAUCUUGAAAGCUCCAAAAUCGUCACUUUUCAGGAGAACCCAAACAGCUGGAAUAUUUGAUCAUUGCAUGUGAAACAG